CGGGACGCCAAAACCCAGUCCCCGUGAGCCGAGCCCCGCAAAACGUCCGCAGCCCGGCGCCACGGCAGCAUGAGCGCGCGCGUCCACGCCCUCGGCCUCCUCCUGCUGCUGCUCUUCCCGGCGCAGGUAUUUGCACAGUCCUGCGUUUGGUAUGGAGAGUGUGGAAUUGCAUCUGGAGAUAAGAGAUACAAUUGCAGAUACUCUGGGCCACCAAAACCGCUGCCAGAGGACGGGUAUGACCUCGUGCAGGAGCUCUGCCCAGGCUUCUUCUUCGGCAACGUCAGCCUUUGUUGUGAUGUCCAGCAGCUUCAGACUCUGAAAGACAACCUGCAGCUGCCUCUGCAGUUUCUGUCCAGGUGUCCAUCCUGUUUUUAUAACCUAAUGAACCUGUUUUGUGAGCUGACAUGUAGCCCUCGACAAAGUCAGUUUCUGAAUGUCACAGCAACUGAAGAUUACGUUGAUCCUGUUACAAACCAGACAAAAACAAAUGUGAAAGAAUUACAAUACUAUGUUGGAGAGAGUUUUGCCAAUGCGAUGUACAAUGCCUGCAGGGACGUGGAGGCCCCCUCGAGUAACGACAAGGCCCUGGGCCUGCUGUGCGGGAGGGAGGCCGAAGCCUGCAACGCCACCAACUGGAUCGAGUACAUGUUCAACAAGGACAACGGCCAGGCUCCUUUCACCAUCACACCCAUCUUUUCAGAUCUUCCAACACAGGGGAUGGAGCCCAUGAACAAUGCCACCAAGGGCUGUGACGAGUCUGUGGAUGAGGUCACGGGGCCAUGCAGCUGCCAGGACUGCUCGCUGGUGUGUGGCCCCAAGCCCCAGCCCCCGCCCUCUCCUGCUCCCUGGAGAAUCCUGGGCCUGGACGCCAUGUACGUCAUCAUGUGGAGCACCUACAUGGCCUUCUUGGUUGUGUUUUUUGGAGCAUUUUUUGCCGUGUGGUGCUACAGGAAACGGUAUUUUGUCUCCGAGUACACCCCCAUUGAUGGCAAUAUAGCUUUCUCUGUAAAUGCCAGUGACAGAGGGGAGGCGUCCUGCUGCGACCCUCUGGGGGCCGCGUUUGAGGGCUGCCUGAGGCGGCUCUUCGCGCAGUGGGGCUCCUUCUGCGUCCGCCACCCCGGCUGGGUCGUGUUCCUGUCGCUGGUCUUCAUCAACGCCUGUUCGUCGGGCCUGGCGUUCGUGCGGGUCACCACCGACCCGGUGGACCUGUGGUCAGCCCCCGGCAGCCAGGCGCGCCGGGAGAAGGAGUACUUCGACGCGCACUUCGGGCCUUUCUUCCGCACAGAGCAGCUCAUCAUCCAGGCCCCGCACAGCCACCCGCACACCUACGAGCCUUACCCCUCGGGGUCCGACGUGCCCUUUGGGCCCCCGCUUGCCGUAGACAUUUUACACCAGGUUCUUGACUUACAAACAGCCAUCGAAAACAUUACUGCAUCUUACAACAACGAGACUGUGACGUUUCAGGACAUCUGCGUGGCCCCCCUCUCGCCAUAUAACAAGAACUGCACCAUUCUUAGUGUGUUAAAUUACUUCCAGAACAGCCACUCUGUGCUGGACCACGAAGUAGGGGACGACUUCUUCGUGUACGCGGAUUACCACACGCACUUCCUGUACUGUGUCCGGGCUCCUGCCUCUCUGAAUGACACAAGUUUGCUGCACGAUCCUUGCCUGGGGACGUUUGGUGGGCCGGUGUACCCGUGGCUCGUGUUAGGAGGCUAUGAUGAUCAAAACUACAAUAACGCCACAGCCCUUGUGAUUACCUUUCCUGUCAAUAAUUACUAUAACGAUACAGAGAAGCUGCAGAGGGCGCAGGCCUGGGAAACAGCGUUUAUUAACUUUGUGAAAAACUACAAGAAUCCAAAUCUGACCAUUUCUUUUAAGGCUGAGCGAAGUAUUGAAGAUGAGCUAAAUCGUGAAAGUAACGGUGACAUCGUCACUAUUCUAAUCAGCUAUGCCGUCAUGUUUUUAUAUAUUUCCAUAGCCUUGGGGCAUAUCAAAAGCUGGCGCAGGCUUCUGGUGGACUCUAAAAUCUCGCUGGGCGUCGCGGGCGUCCUGAUGGUGCUGAGCUCGGUGGUGUGCUCCUUGGGCAUCUUCAGCUACGCUGGGGUCCCCCUGACCCUCAUUGUGAUAGAGGUCAUCCCGUUCUUGGUGCUGGCCGUUGGGGUGGACAACAUCUUCAUUCUGGUCCAGACCUACCAGAGAGAUGAACGUCUUCAAGGGGAAACCCUGGACCAACAGCUGGGCAGGGUCCUUGGGGAAGUGGCUCCGAGUAUGUUCCUGUCGUCCUUCUCAGAGACGGUAGCGUUUUUCUUAGGGGGCCUGUCCACGAUGCCGGCCGUGCACACCUUCUCCCUGUUCGCGGGGAUGGCGGUUUUCAUCGACUUCCUCCUGCAGAUGACCUGUUUUGUGAGUCUCUUGGGGUUGGACAUUAAGCGUCAGGAGAAGAACCGGCUGGACGUCCUGUGCUGUGUGGGAGGGCCCGCGGACGGGGGCAGCGUCCAGGCCUCGGAGAGCUGCCUGUUCCGCUUCUUCAGAGACUCCUAUUCUCCACUUCUGCUCAAGGACUGGAUGCGGCCGAUUGUGAUAGCAAUAUUCGUGGGUGUCCUGUCAUUCAGUAUCGCGGUCCUGAACAAAGUGGAAAUCGGAUUGGAUCAGGCUCUUUCAAUGCCAGAUGACUCCUACGUGAUGGAUUAUUUCCAGUCCCUCAGUCAGUACCUGCACGCCGGCCCGCCCGUGUACUUUGUCCUGGAGGAAGGGCACGACUACACGUCUCUGCGCGGGCAGAACAUGGUGUGCGGGGGCACCGGCUGCGACAACGACUCCCUGGUGCAGCAGAUCUUCACUGCCGCUCAGCUGGACAACUAUACCCGAAUAGGCUUUGCGCCCUCGUCCUGGAUCGACGACUACUUUGACUGGAUUAAGCCCCAGUCGUCUUGCUGUAGAGUCUACAACAGCACGGAUCAGUUCUGCAACGCGUCAGUGGUUGACCCUGCCUGCGUCCGCUGCCGGCCUCUGACUCCGGAGGGCAAACAGAGGCCUCAGGGCGGAGACUUCAUGCGAUUCCUGCCCAUGUUCCUUUCUGAUAACCCGAACCCCAAGUGCGGCAAAGGGGGACACGCCGCCUACAGCACAGCUGUUAACCUCCUCGGCAACGGCACGGGCGUCGGAGCCACCUACUUCAUGACCUACCACACAGUGCUGCAGACCUCCGCCGACUUCAUCGACGCCAUGAAGAAAGCCCGCCUCAUCGCCAGCAACAUCACCAGGACCAUGGGCCUCGAAGGAAGUGGUCAUCAUGUGUUCCCUUACAGUGUGUUCUACGUCUUCUAUGAACAGUACCUGACGGUGGUCGAUGACACAGUCUUUAACCUCGGCGUGUCCCUGGGAGCCAUCUUUCUGGUGACCGUGGUUCUCCUGGGCUUUGAGCUGUGGUCGGCGGUGAUCGUGUGCGUCACCAUCGCCAUGAUCCUGGUCAACAUGUUUGGCGUCAUGUGGCUGUGGGGCAUCAGUCUGAACGCAGUUUCUUUGGUCAACUUGGUUAUGAGCUGCGGCAUCUCCGUGGAGUUCUGCAGCCACAUCACCAGAGCAUUCACAGUCAGCACCAAGGGCAGCCGCGUGGAGCGGGCGGAGGCGGCGCUCUCCCACAUGGGCAGCUCGGUAUUCAGCGGGAUCACACUAACAAAAUUUGGAGGCAUUGUGGUGUUGGCCUUCGCCAAAUCUCAAAUUUUCCAGAUAUUUUACUUCAGGAUGUAUUUAGCUAUGGUCUUACUGGGAGCCACUCACGGGUUAAUAUUCCUCCCUGUCUUACUCAGUUACAUAGGACCAUCAGUAAACAGAGCCAAAAGUUUAGCGACGCAAGAGCGAUACAAAGGCACAGAGCGAGAGCAGCUCCUCAACUUCUAGCUCCCCACCCACCCCCGGGGCUCGGGAGACUGUGUCUGUGGGGCGGUCGGUCACCCCCGGACUGUGGCUGUGUCGUCAAGGCCCGGUUGAACCCUGGAUGUGACCAGACAUCAGGCUAGUUAACAGUAGCUUCGGCCAUAGCGCUUUUAAACUCAGGAAUGCAGACUCGGACUGGGGAAGCAGUAUUACUGGACCUGAAGGCAGCCCGGGACCCGGGUGCGUCUUCGGUUCUCGGGCACACGGACCAGGCGCUGAGGGAGGCUGGCAUCUGCUCACUGACACUUUCUAAAGGCCAAUCAAUGCAACGUUUCUCCUUUUCUAGGAGCAAGCCAUCACCCAAGUUCUAUACCACAUUUUUAGUAACAUUGGAAGAUUGUCAUAGAUAUUCUUUAUUACAACAUUUUGUAGUUUAAAGAGCUUUAUUAAUGCAAUAAAUUAACUUUAUACAUGUUUUUAUAUAUAUAUAUAUAAAAAAAACUAGCAAGUGACCUCAGAACGUUGCAGGCCUCAUGAGAGCUUGGUCUCCAAAAACUUGUUUGAAAAAAGCAACAUGUUCUUCACAGUGUUCUCCUGUAAAGGGAGCGAGAGAAUGAACACGCUGCAGCGCGCUGCAGUGUACAGUGGGUUUUAACUUAUUUUUCUUUCAUAAAAUACUUUGUUUCCCUAA
Molecule: messenger RNA, 4570 nt
Organism: Vicugna pacos (alpaca)
Lineage: Eukaryota; Metazoa; Chordata; Mammalia; Artiodactyla; Camelidae
Gene: NPC1
Product: NPC intracellular cholesterol transporter 1
Biological process (GO): intestinal cholesterol absorption; sterol transport; cholesterol homeostasis
Cellular component (GO): plasma membrane
Molecular function (GO): lipid carrier activity; cholesterol binding
Source: RefSeq, a predicted model, not a curated record